AUGAGAAAACCAACCAAGCUCAAGGAGAUACAGCAGCUGACUGGACGUGUCGCAACUUUGAGCAGGCCUCCUCCCGCACCACUACCAAAUCCACCACCGGCACCACCUCCCAUCCCACCUCCUCCACCGCUACCCAUGCCACCACCCCCGCCACCACCAAGGCCACCGCCUCCACCAGCUCCACCUCCCAUGCCACCACCUGCUCCAAAACCUCCACCUUGGCCUCCACCGCCUCCAAGCCCACCUCCGCCACCACCUCCCAUGCCACCACCUCCACCACCACCAAGGCCACCGCCUCCACCAGCUCCACCUCCCAUGCCGCCACCCGCUCCAAAACCUCCACCUUGGCCUCCACCGCCUCCAAGCCCACCUCCUCCACCACCUCCCAUGCCUCCACCUCCACCACCACCAAGGCCACCGCCUCCACCAGCUCCACCUCCCAUGCCGCCACCCGCUCCAAAACCUCCACCUUGGCCUCCACCGCCUCCAAGCCCACCACCUCCACCCAUUCCGCCUCCACCACCACCGCCAAGACCUCCUCCUCCGCCGGCUCCACUACCGACACCUCCGCCGGCUCCAAACCCACCACCUUUACCACCUCCACCACCAAUCCCGCUGCCACCUCCACCCCCAAAGCCACCACCACCUCCGCCACCAAGACCACCUCCACCUCCAACUCCACCACCAAAUCCACCACCUUUACCUCCUCCCCCUCCAAUUCCGCUGCCACCUCCUAAACCACCACCUCCCCCACCGCCAACACCACCACCUCCACCAAGUCCGCCACCACCGCCGACUCCACCACCUCCACCAAGACCGCCACCACCUCCACCAAGACCGCCGCCUCCUCCUAAACCACCACCUCCACCAAGGCCACCCCCGCCGCCAACUCCACCGCCUCCACCAAGACCACCACCUCCUCCACCACCAAUCCCACCACCUCCACCAAGGCCACCACCGCCUCCACCCCCAAAGCCUCCACCACCUCCCCCGGCACCACCUCCUCCACCGAACCCUCCUCCUCCUCCUCCUCCAAGUCCACCACCGGAACCUCCGCCCGCUCCACCUCCAGCUCCAAAACCACCGCCCUUUCCUCCACCAAGACCACCUCCACCACCCAAGCCACCUCCUCCGCCACCACCAAAACCACCGCCUCCACCCAAGCCACCUCCUCCGCCACCCCCAAAACCACCGCCUAAAAUCCAUGACGAAGGGGCAGCCACGGGGCGAGCAUGGGACUGGUGCCUCAUACUGAAGGUGGAGUUGCAGUUCGCGAUGCACGGCCUCGUCGGGUCGGUGGUGUUGUGCUCGUGCCUGGCUGUAGGCAUGGCGGCGGAGGAGCGGUCAUGGGGCCACCGGAGGAGCAGCACGGUCCUGGGUGCGGCGGAGGAGCAGCAUGGUGCUAGGGGCGGCGGUGGAGCAGCACGAAGUCGUGGGGCCGUCGGAGGAGCAUCACGGCCGUGGGCGGCGGAGGAGUUGCGGAGCCGUGGUGGCGGUGGCGGCGCGUCGUGGGGAGAGCUAUGCCUGAGCGUGGGGCACACCGGCGACGGAGGAGCGGCACACGAUUGGGCGGCGACUGGCUGA
Molecule: messenger RNA, 1584 nt
Organism: Lolium rigidum
Lineage: Eukaryota; Viridiplantae; Streptophyta; Magnoliopsida; Poales; Poaceae
Product: basic proline-rich protein-like
Exons: 4
Coding region: 1-1584 (527 amino acids)
Source: RefSeq, a predicted model, not a curated record